Anolis sagrei ordinatus is the source of this 2032-nucleotide messenger RNA. NCBI's taxonomy places the organism in Eukaryota, Metazoa, Chordata, Lepidosauria, Squamata, Anolidae. The record is from RefSeq and is a predicted model, not a curated record.
AUGGACGGGAUGAAAAAAGACUUCGAAAGCGCACAGAAGGAAAUCAAAGAAUUGAAAAAAGAGAAUGUACAGCUAAAGAAAGCCCAAGAAAAAACUGAAGCUAAAAUGAAAAAUUUGGAGGAAAAGAAUGACAAAAUGGAGAAACAACAGGAGUUGAUGUUGAAUGAUAAAUUGGCCAAACAAACAACGCAACUAUGAAAAGACGUUCCAAAGGAAGAACACACCCUUACAAAAUCAGCAUAUAAAAGCUUGAGACUACCCCUACUUUUCAAGAUCUCCUUGGGUAACGCUCCUGCUUUUUCUUGCACUCACAAUUUUUUCUUGCACUUUAAAAUCAUGUCUUAUUUUGGCCGUGGGUCUACUAGGCAGGUUUUCUCCUCUCACAGUGGUGGAACAUCUUCAAAGCUUUCUAGUUGUGGAGCAUAUGGCUUGGGUGGUGGGUCCACUGCAGGAAGUUUUUGUAGCUGGGGUGCUGGAUCAGGAUGGGGUGGCAUUGGAGUUGGCACUGGGGGUAGCUUUCAUAUUUACAAUUCUUCUGGUUCUCUUGGCAUUGAUGGGGGACUUCUCUCUGGUGGGGAAAAAGAAACCAUGCAAAAUCUGAAUGACCGUUUGGCUUCCUAUCUGGCUAAAGUACAUGCUCUGGAGGAAGCAAACAGUGAACUUGAACUAAAAAUCAAGAACUGGUAUGAGAAAACUGCAGUUCAGACUGAUGGAAGAUUCCGCGACUAUAGCAAAUAUUACGCUUCCAUUGAUGAACUUCGAAACAAGAUCAUUUCAGCAAGUGUGAGCAAUGCCAACAUUAUCCUCCAAAUAGAUAAUGCCAGACUGGCUGCAGAUGACUUCAGAAUGAAAUACGAAAAUGAGGUAUUCUUUCGCCAGAGUAUUGAGGCAGACAUCAAUGGUCUUCACAAAGUCUUGGAUGAAGUGAUUCUAUCCAAGAGUGAUCUAGAAAUUCAGAUUGAAAGUCUGAUUGAAGAGCUGGCUUUUCUCAAGAAGAACCAUGAUGAGGAAAUAAGAGGUCUACGAGGAACAACUUCAAGGGAUGUCAAUGUAGAAAUGAAUGCCGUCCCAGGACCUGACCUGACCAUACUUCUAAAUAAAAUGAGAGAAGAGUAUGAGGCUCUGUCAGAGCAAAAUCGUCAAGAUGCUGAAACCUGGUUCAUUGAAAAGAGUAACGAAUUAAAUACAACAAUCAGUAUGAGUGCCAAGGAGACCAGCACCAACAAGAAUGAGAUUGCAGAGUUAAGACGUACCCUUCAGGGUCUGGAGAUAGACAUGAAAACUCAGCUUGCUUUGAGACAAUCUUUUGAAACCACACUGGCUGAGACUGAAGGCCGUUACUGUUCCCAGCUCUUGCAAAUGCAAGAGCUCAUUACCAAUAUGGAGGCCCAAGUACAACAGGUGAGAGAUGACAUGGAGUCCCAGAACGCAGACUAUAGAGCACUCUUGGAUGUCAAGAUCCACCUUGAGUAUGAGAUCGAGACCUAUCGGCAUCUGAUUGAUGGAGAAAGAAGCGAAUUUGUCAACAGAGACACAAAAACAUUGGGAUCUGGAACAGGAUUGGGAUUAAGAGGUACAGAAUCUGACACAAGAGGCCUUGGAUCAGAAAGAGACUCCACUUCUAGUGGAACUGCAGCUAUAGACACCAAUUCCACAUCCAAAGAAAAAGAUAAAGAAACAAAGAGAACUAGAGUGAUUAAAACAAUCAUUGAGGAAUUAGAUGAACAUGGGCGAGUAACAUCCUCCAAGGUGCAGUCUGUCGAAAAAAAGACAGUGAUAUAAGCAUCAAAAUGCUAUUGAGAAGGACUUUUCAGAUUCUAAUAAUGCCACGGCACCAUAAGAAAGCAUGCAUUUUAUUUUCAUUAAUGGUUCUACAUACUGAGGAAUCUUUCAUUUCCUUAAUAAGAAGUGUAUGUCUAGACAUCCUGGCUGUUCUCCUUAGAAUUUGCUUAGAUUAAAAAUAUGCUCCAUCACUUGUUAAUGUAUUUUCUUCUUCCUGGAAUUACUUAAAACUACCUUAAUUGGUUUCAGA